Molecule: messenger RNA, 1047 nt
Organism: Oppia nitens
Lineage: Eukaryota; Metazoa; Arthropoda; Arachnida; Sarcoptiformes; Oppiidae
Exons: 4
Coding region: 1-1047 (348 amino acids)
Biological process (GO): trans, trans-farnesyl diphosphate biosynthetic process
Cellular component (GO): cytoplasm
Molecular function (GO): (2E,6E)-farnesyl diphosphate synthase activity; dimethylallyltranstransferase activity
Source: RefSeq, a predicted model, not a curated record
AUGUCUACUGAUAAACAAUUAACUGAUGGUUUACGCAAAUUUCAGCAAAUGUUUGAUCCCAUACUCGACAAAGUUAUGGCCAACUCGUUGGAGUCGGACAUCAAUGGUUUGCGCGAGACUUUGAAUCAAAUGUACGACUAUAUUGUCCGUCGGCGAGAGUUUGACGAUUUUGCCGAAAUACUUAUACAGUCGUACAGUGUACUGAGUGGCCACAAACCGGGUGACCAUGAAUUUGAUAACCGUGUCUAUGCCUUGGCCUGGGCUGUAGCACUGGCAAUGGUUCAUUUUGAUUUACUGGAUGACGUUAUGGACCGAUCGGAUACACGCGAUGGUCAGCCGUGUUGGCAUACAUUGCCAACAGUGGGUAUGUCGGCCCUAAACGAUAGUACUAUAGUAUUGUCGGCCACCUAUAAGAUUUUGAAACUAUAUUUUAGUGAUCAUAAAAAUUAUAUGCAAAUUGUUCACUGCAUUCAAGAGUGUAUUGAAAAGACAGCCUACGGCCAAUUGUUGGACAUGCAGUUUACCCGUUCCCAAAAUGACCAUGUUGAUCUUAAUACCUAUACCUAUGAUAAUUAUAAGCUGAUUAACAAAUAUAAAAAUGCCUACUUUGCUACCGGUGCAUUUUUGUUGGGUAUGUAUACAUCGGGUCAGUCAUCGUACGAUCAUUUGGACAAAAUUCAGGACAUGUUGACCACAUUAGGCAUUUUGGUCGGUGUUAUCGAUGAUGUGGAAGAUUUGCUAACCGAUGGCACCGAUAUUGUUGAGGGCAAGUGCACCUGGCUUUACGUUAGGGCAUUACAGUUGGCCGAUAAUAGUCAAAAUUCAUUACUAUUGGCUAACUAUGGACUCAAGGAUCCCAGUGCUGUCCAACUGAUCAAACAAUUGUACGACCAGUUGAAUGUCAAAACCGAGGCCAAGGAGUUUGUCAAAAGCGAGACCCGACUAUUGAAACAAAAAUGUUUGGACAUCAGUACUGGCAAUGCUAUUCUCAAUCAAUUGCUUAACAAAUUCAUUGCAAUCUAUGAGAAAUAUUUUAAAACUAUUUAG